This is a messenger RNA of Capra hircus (goat), 5796 nucleotides long. RefSeq names its product neuralized E3 ubiquitin protein ligase 4 (gene NEURL4). The record is from RefSeq and is a predicted model, not a curated record. The transcript has 31 exons. The coding region runs from base 619 to 5310 and encodes 1563 amino acids. Gene Ontology annotation, molecular function: ubiquitin protein ligase activity. Lineage: Eukaryota; Metazoa; Chordata; Mammalia; Artiodactyla; Bovidae.
CGCUUGGGCGAGGCCUGGGUCCCCUCCCCCACCGCUCCCUGGAGCCGUGGGGGGCGGAAUCAAAACUGUUUAGGGACCUCCGACUGGAAGCCUCUCAGUCAUGGUCCCGGACGCCGUGCGAGAAACCUAAUUGUGACGUCACACACAGUCCAACUGAAGCGGCCCGCUCACACCGCUUCGGGGCGCUUGGAGCGAAGGAAAGCCCCCCGCCUCCUCCUGCCGUAAAGCGAAUACUUCAAAGUGUUGCCUGUCCUCGACGAAGGCAGGGUCGUCGGUGUCGCAAAGCUGAAAGUGUUUGGGCACUACCCCUAAGUCGUAAAAGUGCCUGCGGCAGUCGUUUCUUCCACUGUCGCAAAAGCUCCCCGCCCGUCUUCGCCCCUCUGGAGCCACUCCGUCACCUCGCCCGUGCCGUAAAGCAAACCUGCCCGACUCUGUCGUCCUUUCUCUUCCCACCGUAGUAGUCCUUAGUUCCCUACUCCGGGAUGCUUUAUUGCCCGGCACUGCCGUAAAGCAUAUCUGGCCCCAGCCCCCGAGUCCUAUUCCCCCAGGGCGUCUGUGCACCGCGGUUGCCACGGUGCCGCCAAGCGCGGCUGUCGCGCGGCCCCGGUGUCAGCGGCGAUGGCGGCGGGGUCGGGUGGGAAUGGGGGCUCCGGGGGAGGCCCCGGGCCGGGGCCGGGUGGGGGUGGGGGUGGUGGCCCCGGCGGGAGCGGCCCAGGGCCGGGGUCCGGCGGGGGUCUGGGCAGCGGCGGGGAGCUGCACCCGCGCACCGGGCGCUUGGUGAGCUUGUCGGCCUGUGGGCGUACAGCGCGGCGGCAGCAGCCAGGCCAGGAGUUUAACCACGGGCUGGUGUUGAGUCGGGAACCCUUGCGCGAUGGACGCGUCUUCACCGUCCGCAUCGACCGCAAGGUCAACUCCUGGAGUGGCUCCAUUGAGAUUGGGGUGACGGCACUGGACCCCAAUGUGCUGGACUUCCCAAGCAGCGCCACAGGGCUGAAGGGAGGCUCGUGGGUAGUGUCGGGCUGCUCGGUGCUGAGGGAUGGACGGUCUGUGCUGGAGGAGUAUGGGCAGGACCUCGACCAGCUUGGCGAAGGGGACCGUGUGGGUGUGGAGCGCACGGCUGCCGGGGAGCUGCGGCUCUGGGUGAACGGGCGGGAUUGCGGCGUGGCUGCCACGGGCCUUCCGGCUCGUGUCUGGGCCGUCGUGGACCUUUACGGCAAGUGCACCCAGAUCACUGUGCUCCCCCCUGAGCCGGGCUUCAGCCCCCCUACUCCCAGCCCCACACCUCCCCUUGAUCCCUCCGCCCCCCCUGAAGAUUCUGCCUUGGCUGAACAAGGGACCUCUGGGGAUGAAGCCUUCAUGGUAUCCCCAGCGCAGGCCCGACCGGAGACGUUUCCUAACAGCCUUGAGUCGCAUAAUGACUUUGCCAGCAUGGAGCUCUCUGAGGUGGUGAGCAAUGCCAUCCUGUCUGCGUACAACGGGGGGCUCCUAAAUGUGAACCUGAGCUCCCCCCCAGCAGAGGAAGCACCAGGGCCUAGCGGUGCUGCCACCUCGCCCAUUGUCACCUCCAACGAUGCUCUCCUUUUCCAUGAGAAGUGUGGAACCCUCAUCAAGCUCAGCAACAACAAUAAGACUGCUGAGCGCCGCCGGCCCCUGGAUGAAUUCAACAACGGGGUUGUCAUGACCAACCGCCCUCUCCGGGACAAUGAGAUGUUUGAGAUCCGCAUCGAUAAGCUCGUAGAUAAGUGGUCAGGCUCCAUUGAGAUUGGUGUCACCACCCACAACCCCAACAAUCUGGAGUACCCAGCCACCAUGACCAACCUGCAGUCAGGCACCAUCAUGAUGAGCGGCUGUGGGAUCCUGACCAAUGGCAAGGGCACCCGCCGGGAGUACUGUGAAUUCAGCCUGGAUGAGCUGCAGGAGGGUGACCACAUUGGUCUCACGAGGAAGUCCAACUCUGCCCUACACUUCUUCAUUAAUGGCAUUGAUCAGGGUGUGGCGACCCCCUUGACGCCCCCAGUGGUGUACGGUGUGGUGGACUUGUAUGGAAUGGCCGUGAAGGUGACCAUCGUCCACAAUAACAACCACAGUGACCGCCUUCGCCGGAACAAUGCCAUCCUGCGGGCUCUGUCCCCUGAGGGUGCUCUCCGCCGGGCUGCUCCUACAACCCAGGCAGAACCUGAGCGCCUGCUCUUCCACCCCAACUGUGGGCAGAAGGCAGCCAUCACCCACGAGGGACGCACUGCCCUGAGGCCCCAUGCCACCGACGACUUCAAUCAUGGCGUGGUGCUGAGCAGCAGAGCCCUGCGGGAUGGAGAGGUGUUCCAGGUGCGCAUCGACAAGAUGGUGGACAAGUGGGCUGGCUCCAUUGAGAUUGGCGUCACCACCCACAACCCUGCCUACCUCCAGUUGCCCUCCACCAUGACCAACUUGCGCUCUGGGACCUGGAUGAUGACAGGGAAUGGGGUGAUGCACAAUGGGACGACCAUCUUGGAUGAAUACGGGCACAACCUGGACCGACUCAAGGCAGGGGACACGGUGGGCGUGGUGCGGCGGGAGGACGGGACUCUCCACUUCUUUGUCAACGGCAUGACUCAGGGUCCUGCUGCCUGGAAUGUGCCCCCAGGCGUCUAUGCUGUCGUGGAUCUCUAUGGCCAGGCGGCCCAGGCCACCAUUGUGGACGACGUGGAGGUGCCCCCAGUCCCUGAACCACUCCCUGAGGGGAACAACCAGGUGUCUCCAAGCUCCCCAUCAUCUGGGGCUGGGGGCUCAGACCUCCGCUUCCACCAGCUGCACGGCAGCAAUGCGGUCAUCACCAACGGGGGCCGUACUGCACUCCGCCACAAUUGCCGCAGCGAGUUCAACGACGCCAUUGUCAUCUCCAACCGAGCCCUGAGAGAUGGCGAGCUGUUUGAAAUUGUCAUUCAGAAGAUGGUGGACCGCUGGUCAGGCUCCAUUGAGGCUGGAGUGACCGCUAUCCGGCCGGAGGACCUUGAAUUCCCCAACACUAUGACAGACAUUGACUAUGACACGUGGAUGCUGAGCGGCACAGCCAUCAUGCAAGAUGGGAACACCAUGCGCAACAACUACGGGUGUGAUCUUGAUGCACUGGGCACUGGCGCCCGCAUCGGUAUGAUGCGCACGGCCAAGGGCGACCUGCACUACUUCAUCAACGGCCAGGACCAAGGCGCUGCGUGCUCAGGCUUGCCUCCCGGUAAAGAAGUGUAUGCAGUAGUGGAUCUGUACGGCCAGUGCGUCCAAGUGUCCAUCACCAAUGCCACUGGCCCCAUGGACAACAGCCUGGCGACCAGCAACACUGCCACUGAGAAGUCGUUCCCCCUGCACUCCCCAGUGGCUGGCGUGGCCCACCGAUUCCACAGCACCUGUGGCAAGAACAUCGCUCUGGAGGAAGACGGCACGAGGGCAGUGCGAGCAGCCGGCUACGCCCAUGGCCUCGUCUUCAGCACCAAGGAGCUCAAGACUGAGGAAAUCUUCGAGGUAAAGGUGGAGGAGCUAGAUGAGAAGUGGGCCGGCUCCCUCCGUCUAGGGCUGACCACGCUAGCACCUGGGGACAUGGGGCCUGGUGCAGGUGGGGGCCCGGGACUGCCUCCCUCCCUGCCAGAGCUCCGGACAAAGACCACUUGGAUGGUGUCCAGCUGUGAAGUGAGGCGUGACGGGCAACUCCAGAGGAUGAACUAUGGCCGGAACCUGGAGAGGCUGGGGGUAGGAAGCCGUGUGGGCAUUCGCCGAGGGGCAGACGACACAAUGCACAUCCUGGUAGACGGAGAGGAUAUGGGUCCUGCAGCCACCGGCAUCGCCAAGAGUGUGUGGGCUGUGUUGGAUCUAUAUGGGCCAGUGCGGAGUGUCUCUAUUGUCAGCUCCACCCAUCUGGAUGAGCCAGAAGGCACUCAGCCUCCUUCCCCCAGCUCGGACACCGGCAGUGAGGGCGAGGAGGAUGACGAAGGCGAGGAGCAUGUCCUGGAAAGCCAGAACCAAGUGGCCAUUAUGCCCACAGCCCUUGAGUUCCUGGAGAACCAUGGGAAGAAUAUUCUCUUGUCCAAUGGGAACCGUACAGCCACACGAGUGGCCAGCUACAACCAGGGCAUCGUUGUCAUCAACCAGCCCCUGGUGCCCCAGCUGCUGGUCCAGGUGCGGAUAGACUUCCUGAACCGGCAGUGGACAUCUUCCCUUGUUCUGGGAGUCAUCACCUGCCCACCGGAGAGGCUCAACUUUCCUGCUUCCGCCUGUGCCCUCAAACGGGCAGCUUGGCUGCUGCGGGGCCGAGGGGUCUUCCACAACGGCCUCAAGAUCUGUGAGAAAUUUGGGCCGAAUCUGGACACGUGUCCAGAAGGCACCAUCCUGGGACUGCGGCUGGACAGCUCUGGGGGGCUGCACCUCCAUAUCAACGGAAUGGACCAGGGGGUGGCUGUGCCAGAUGUCCCCCAGCCCUGCCACGCGCUCGUGGACCUCUAUGGGCAGUGUGAGCAGGUGACAAUUGUGAGCCCUGAACCAGGGGCUGCCAGUGGGAAAAGUGCUGGAACCCAAGGGGACAUGGAGAAAGCUGACAUGGUGGAUGGUAUCAAGGAGAGUGUGUGCUGGGGCCCGCCACCCACCACUAGCCCCCUCAAAAGCUGCGAGUACCAUGCCCUUUGCUCCCGUUUCCAGGAACUGCUGUUGCUUCCUGAGGACUAUUUCAUGCCUCCGCCGAAGCGUAGCCUCUGCUACUGUGAGUCUUGCCGAAAACUUCGAGGGGAUGAGGCCCACAGGCGCCGAGGGGAGCCCCCCCGUGAAUACGCUCUGCCUUUUGGCUGGUGCAGGUUCAACCUCAGGGUGAACCCCCACCUGGAGGCUGGGACGCUAACCAAGAAGUGGCAUAUGGCCUACCAUGGGAGCAACGUGGCGGCUGUCCGGAGGGUGCUGGACCGAGGGGAGCUGGGGGCAGGCACUGCUUCCAUCCUGAGCUGCCGGCCCUUGAAGGGAGAGCCUGGGACAGGGUUCGAGGAGCCUGGAGAGAACUGUGCGCCUCCCCGGGAGGAGCAGCCCCCUCCAGUGCUGCUUUCCCCCUCCCUCCAAUAUGCUGGGGCUGAGACCCUGGCAUCCAAAGUGCAAUUCCGGGACCCCAAAUCCCAGCGGACGCACCAGGCCCAGGUGGCGUUCCAGGUGUGUGUGCGCCCUGGCUCCUACACCCCGGGACCCCCUUCUGUGGCCCUCAGAGAGCCUCCCGAUCCUCACUUCAGCCCAGCUGAACUUGAGUGGGUGACCAAGGAGAAAGGGGCCACGCUCCUCUAUGCCCUGCUGGUACGGGUGGAGUGAGGGGCAAGGCCGCACCACUACAAGCACAGUUGGGCCUCGGCCCGUGGACUCGGAAUGAUGACUGCCUCCAGGUCAUUCCAGCGCUCCGCGACAUGCAUGGUGCUCAGCCUGGCAGAUGCACAGGAGCGUGUGGGCAGGCUCCUAGACUAGCUGGGAAGCGGAGCUUGGCUCCGUGCCCCGGCCGGAAGGGGACGUCCCUCUCUUCGCGGUGAGGGCGCAGUGGGGAGCCCGGCCGCAGACCCCGGGAAACCCUCUCCAUGCACUGAUCUGGGGAGCAUGACUCCCCGCGACUCCUCCCCCAUACACUUAAUUUAUUUCCGUUUCUGUUCCCUGGUUACUGUGAAUCCCAGAGGCGUCUCCUCGUGCCCCAACGAAGCUGCUGUUCCGGCCCGGGCGGGAGUGGGGAAGGCGGGGGCCGGGGCUCGGGCCUCUGUACAGUUGUUACUGACUCUGAUUUAUAAGGAGCCAAUAAACGCAAUCUAAGAG